Messenger RNA from Tetrapisispora phaffii CBS 4417, 408 nucleotides. RefSeq lists its product as uncharacterized. The transcript has a single exon. Gene Ontology annotation, molecular function: mitochondrion autophagosome adaptor activity. Gene Ontology annotation, biological process: mitophagy. The record is from RefSeq and is a predicted model, not a curated record. NCBI's taxonomy places the organism in Eukaryota, Fungi, Ascomycota, Saccharomycetes, Saccharomycetales, Saccharomycetaceae. The coding region runs from base 1 to 408 and encodes 135 amino acids.
AUGGCAGAAAGUAAGCUUGCUUCCAAUAUAGAUAGUGGUAAUGGUUCCAAUGUACCACAAGAGACACUGAAAGUUCCCGAUGUGAGAUUAGAACAAUCUUUUAAUAAUGCGUUGCAAAAAGAAGCUGAGAAGCAAAGAGUAGCUAAAUUGAAGAAAGAAGGUUUAGAUGAUUCGAAGAUUUUACAAAUACAAAAAAAUGAACCUGCAACAGUUACCAAAUACAUUGUAUGGAAAGUGAUCUUGAGAGAUAUGAUCUUGAUGCCUUUUAUACAGGGUGCUCUCUUUACUGGGUUACUUAUGGCCGUUAAACCAUGGUUAAGAGGUGUUGUUGGCAAUGGAAGAAGAUUUGGGUCAUAUAUAUAUAAACUUGUUUUAGGUAAAGAUUUAGUUAAACCAAAAGACCAUUAA